UGGAUCCUGCUGGAGAGCGCUGGAUGGUCCCAGGUUUGAGGAAGUACACCUGUGACGUCUCUCUGGACCCAAACUCAGCUCACAGACGUCUGCUUCUGUCUGAGGACCAUAGGACUGUGACCCGUGUGGAGGAGGAGCAGGAGUAUCCAGAUCAUAACGACAGGUUCACAAACUGGCCUCAGGUCCUGAGCUGCACUGAACUGAGGGGGCGCUGUUACUGGGAGGUGGACUGGAGCGGGAGGGUUGAUGUAGCACUGAGUUACAGCAAGAUCAGACGGAGCGAAGGGGGUCUGGAGAGUGCGUUUGGGAACAAUGAUCAGUCCUGGAGUUUGUGGAUCUCUGAUGACGGAGAAUAUUUCGUCUGGCACAACAGUGACACAACACGACUCCAUCUCUCACGUCACUCAGAGAGAGAGGGCGUGUCCUCUGGUAAAGGAGGUGUGGCCUGUGGUAAAGGGGACGUGUCCUCGGGCAGAGUGGGCGUGUUCCUGGACUCUGAGGCUGGAGCUUUGUCCUUCUUUGAGGUCUCCUCUGAUGGAGAACUGUUCCACAUCUGGACCUUCUCCUCGUUCUUCUCUGAGCCUCUGUUUACAGGGUUUGGACUAUUGGAUGAAGGUUCCUCUGUGACUCUGGUGAAAGAGACGAUACUCCCACGAUGAGGACACAACAAUGAGAACAAAAGACAAAGAGCAGGUCUGACAGUGACUUACUGUCAUGGUUCAUGUUUUGUUUUGCAUAAUCCUUGUGUCUUGUUCCUUUAGUUGAUGUCCUUGGUGUUUUCAUUUGCCCUUUGUCGUGUCUGCUUGUGUUUUGGAGUUGUCCUUCCUGUGUGUUGAUGGUUUGUUGUGCCUUCAUGUGUUUCUCCUGUGUCUUCCUCUGGACUUUCAUUUGUGGCUCUAAUGUCCGUAUCAAUGUUGGAUUUUUGGCAAUUCUUUGUUAUAUUAAAGACCGUUAAGAGCAGCCAUGCAUUUUUGCUCUUCACUCUGUUUCACCAUGAAAGACACAUACAUACACACAUACAGCUCCUUUAAAGGCCGCACACUUUUUAUCUCCACACUCAUGAUAGAAUAAAUACUAAAAGAUCACACGACAGACAGCAAGUUGUGGGUGGAUAUUUCUUAUUCUGUAAAGCACUUUUACUUGUACUUUUACUAUACAAAUAAACUUGCCUCGCUGACAACAUGAUAAAAA
This is a messenger RNA of Boleophthalmus pectinirostris (great blue-spotted mudskipper), 1191 nucleotides long. Its product is annotated as stonustoxin subunit alpha-like. Gene Ontology annotation, molecular function: protein binding. The transcript has 2 exons. NCBI's taxonomy places the organism in Eukaryota, Metazoa, Chordata, Actinopteri, Gobiiformes, Gobiidae. The coding region runs from base 24 to 659 and encodes 211 amino acids. The record is from RefSeq and is a predicted model, not a curated record.